AUGUCUCUACGUUACCUGCUCGUCUACACUCUACUGGCGCCAGCGUGUUCGUUGAUCAACGCCAACUCAUCGUCUUCUCCAGCCUGUCUAAUCCCCUCUGCUAGUAACAACUCCAAGAUGAAGCUGCGACAGGAAGUGACAAACCUUCAGCCUUCACGCGGUAUCGAUCAACUGAAUGGUGCGCACAUAAAAGUUGGAUUCCACAAAUCAUUUUCAUCGGACGACUCAGUGGCUAUGUUUUCGAAAACAUUGCUAGCGGAUUUGAGUAAGUAUCACAAUUUCACGUACACCAUUCGCCCUGGACACACGAUCCAAGGAGAAUUGUCAGCGAUAAGAGAUGGAUUAUUAGACCUGGAAAUUGGUUUUUUUACUUAUACGCACCAACGUGCGAGCAUGGUGCGAUUCCUAAUACCACUCCUGACUGAGAACUAUGUUAUCGUUAUCAAAAGACCAAGGCAGAAGACCGAAAUAUUAAAUAUUCUCGAUCCAUUUGACACCUACAUUUGGGUUUGUCUGCUUGCAUAUUUACUUGUGGCAACAUUAAUAACGGCAGCUAUGGAAAGAUGGUCACACAAGGACAGUGGACUAGAGGGAAAUACGGAAUCUACACAAGGUAUAGUCUACUAUGUGGUCUACAUGUUUGGUUCCUUCCUGCAGCAGGGCGGAGUCAGCUUGCCUCGAACUAUUUCUACCCGAAUACUACUGUCUAUGUGGUGGCUUUUCGUUCUUAAUGUUUGCGCUUUGUACGGUGGACAUCUAUUCAGUUCUCUUACUGUUAAGCCGGCGAUACAGUAUCCGUUUGAGACACUACAUGAAUUUGCACUUCAUCCUUCUAUCACACCAACCUCCGUUGAAGGGUGGGCGAUUUUUAAUCAGAUGCAGCAACAACCUUCAGAGUCUGACCUGGGAACGUUGUGGCAAAAAAUCUCCGCGGAUGAGCGGGCUGUAGUGAGCAGUACAGAUACUGCACUGGAACUCGUUCUCACAGGAGAAUAUGCGUUUAUCAGCGAUGAAAUAGGCACGGAUGCUAUUUUUCGCGCACAAUAUGCGGCAACAGGAACUUGCAGCCUAGCUGUAGCUCCUAUAAAGAUACGGGCAAGUUACUUGUCGUGGUUCGUGCAACAUGGCAGCAAAUACGAGCAAGGCUUGAAUAUAGGUCUUCAGCGGUAUAAAGAAAGUGGUCUCUUCACACAUCACUAUAAGAUGCAGCUACCUGUACCACCCGAUUGCUCGCAGGUAGGAGGAAUGACAGUACACGCGCGCAAUCUUCACUUACACACCAUGUCAGGAAUCCUACUCGUGCUACUGAUAGGAUUAAUACCAUCGCUGCUCUGUCUUCUACUGGAGGUCAUUGUGAAGAGGAACAAGAGAAACGCAAGGCGUCAUCGAAAGCACGCGUGGCGUAAGCUAUACAAAUUUUAA
Priapulus caudatus is the source of this 1422-nucleotide messenger RNA. Its product is annotated as glutamate receptor ionotropic, delta-1-like. The record is from RefSeq and is a predicted model, not a curated record. NCBI's taxonomy places the organism in Eukaryota, Metazoa, Priapulida, Priapulimorpha, Priapulimorphida, Priapulidae. Bases 1 to 1422 code for a protein of 473 amino acids. Gene Ontology annotation, molecular function: ligand-gated monoatomic ion channel activity. Gene Ontology annotation, cellular component: membrane. The transcript has a single exon.